AUGGGUAAAAGAAAAACAAGUAAAAACUCAGAAAAAGAAAUGGAAGCAUAUUUUAUUCCAAAAUCAUCUAAAAUGGAUGUUAUAACACUUAUAGAACAUAUAUCAGCAAAUGUUGCUAGGGAUGCCGAAAUUGAUUUAAUAGAUCAUGAAAAAGUAACUGAUCACACAACAGGAAUAGUAAAAUUAUUGGUACACGAAUUAAAUAAUAAAAAGUUUAAAUUGGACCCUCCUAAAAAUAAAGAAACAACAAAAGAUCUUGGAGAGAAACAACAAUCAAAGAAAUCCUUGGAAUUAGAUCAGAAAAUUGUGAAUGCUAAAUCUCAAUAUGCAUGGUUAGGUAGUUUAAUUAAAGUUCAAAAAGAUGAACUUUCUAAAGAAUUAAAUAAACUUGAAAUAUUAAAAAAAAGAAAAAUAAAUUGUAAAGUCACUAAAAAGAUUAUAGAGGAACAUAGAAAAAUGAAAGAAAAAGAAAAAGAAGAGGCUAAAGAAUACCUUUCUAGAAAUCAUAAAAGUAAUUUUCUUGAUGAAAAGUAUGGAAAAUAUAAAGACCCUGCUGAAGAUAUGUCAUUUUUAAUCCCAAUAAGGGAUGAUUUAUAA
Molecule: messenger RNA, 597 nt
Organism: Dictyostelium discoideum AX4
Lineage: Eukaryota; Evosea; Eumycetozoa; Dictyosteliales; Dictyosteliaceae
Exons: 2
Coding region: 1-597 (198 amino acids)
Source: RefSeq, a predicted model, not a curated record